CAGAGAGCCGCACACACCGGCGUACAGAGGCUCCGAAACAAAGCACAUCGACGCCAGUUUCUGUUAACAGGCACAAGGAGGUUGGCAGAGGAAGCAAGAGAGGAGACUCAGCAGACGAGAGAAGAUCUUUACAGACAAUAUGCAGGGAAGCAUGCGAUUGUGGAUGUCUAUGCUGACUAUAUGUCUAUCAUUGCUGAUCUGCUUGGGAACAUUUGCAGAGGCGUACCCAUCAAAACCAGACAAUCCAGGAGAGGAUGCACCAGCAGAGGACAUGGCCAAAUAUUACUCAGCACUGAGGCAUUAUAUAAACCUCAUAACAAGACAAAGAUAUGGCAAGAGAUCAAACCCUGAAGCAAUGCUGUCUGAUGUUUGGUGGAGAGAAAGCACAGAAAACAUUCCUCGAUCCCGGUAUGAAGACCCUCCAAUGUGGUGAUGACAAUGAAAUUCCAUCUUGAGUCUUUUUCAAAGUUUUUGAUCCAUGUUUCAUUGCUCUAUGACAAAUCAGACUUUUGAAAACCCUCCAAAAA
Molecule: messenger RNA, 527 nt
Organism: Nanorana parkeri
Lineage: Eukaryota; Metazoa; Chordata; Amphibia; Anura; Dicroglossidae
Gene: NPY
Product: neuropeptide Y
Exons: 4
Coding region: 140-433 (97 amino acids)
Biological process (GO): neuropeptide signaling pathway; feeding behavior
Cellular component (GO): extracellular region
Molecular function (GO): neuropeptide hormone activity; neuropeptide Y receptor binding
Source: RefSeq, a predicted model, not a curated record